Aspergillus wentii DTO 134E9 is the source of this 1839-nucleotide messenger RNA. RefSeq names its product GTPase-activating protein GCS1. The transcript has 4 exons. Gene Ontology annotation, biological process: regulation of endocytosis; regulation of ARF protein signal transduction. The record is from RefSeq and is a predicted model, not a curated record. Gene Ontology annotation, cellular component: Golgi membrane. The coding region runs from base 447 to 1658 and encodes 403 amino acids. Gene Ontology annotation, molecular function: GTPase activator activity. Lineage: Eukaryota; Fungi; Ascomycota; Eurotiomycetes; Eurotiales; Aspergillaceae.
CAGCUAGCUGUCUGCUUAGCUGUUCAUCCAACGUCAUUCCCUGGUCCGCAUCCUCAGCCGUUCCAUGGAGACGCGGCGUUUUAGACACUCGUUUCUCUUCUCCACAUCACGACUUGGCACUGGCGGCGAUCGGGUCGAGAAGAUGAGAACCGUCGCCUUCUGGCUUGGAUGUGGUCAUUCGAGGAUUCCGCUGUUUAAUCAUAUCUGAUUGCUUUUCUCGUUCAGCUCUCUUCUUCUCAUUUCCACCGCGUCUGGGGCGAUCGGAGAAAAGGAAAAUCGCAGACACUCCCAAAUCUGCCUUGCUCACACUACUGACUACGGAGGGGGCCAAUCGAACCAUCACUUGAUCCUCUUUAAAUAAUCCAACACCUCCUUCACCAACCAGGGGCUGAGUGCAAUUGCACAUUUCUUGUACUUCUACUCACUCAUUCACACAAGCGAUCGUCAUGGCGCCAAAAAUGUGGGAAGUAGACCCUGAGACGAGGGCUAAGCUUCUCCAAUUCUCCAAAACAAAUGGAAAUGACCGAUGCUGCGACUGUGGCGCACCAUCACCCCAAUGGGCCUCCCCCAAAUUCGGUACCUUCAUCUGUCUGAACUGCGCCGGAACUCAUCGCGGACUGGGCGUGCACAUCUCCUUCGUCCGCUCCAUCACUAUGGACGCCUUCAAGAACGCCGAAAUCCAACGCAUGGAACUCGGAGGCAACGAGCCCUGGAGGUCCUUCUUCGACAACCAUGCCGUAACCCAAUCCGAGGGCCGCACAUUCGAGGAUUCCACAAUCAAGGAACGGUACGACGGCGAGGUCGGCGAGGAGUGGAAGGAGAGACUGGCCGCCAAAGCCGAGGGAAGGGAAUACGUGCCCGGUCAGCAACAACCUAAGAAGAAAAUGGCAUCUGUUGAACCAAAACCUGCUUCACGAUCGGGUACCCCGUUGGGACGUGCUUCACCUGCUCCGAUGGAAGGUUUCGGAUCCGGGGCUGCUACUAAGAAGGAGCAGAACGAGGCGUAUUUCGCCAAAUUGGGCUCAGAGAACUCGUCGCGAUCGGACGCUCUUCCUCCGUCUCAGGGUGGAAAGUUUACUGGAUUUGGAGGUGGUCUGCCGCCCUCUGCGAAUACGGGGUCAUCCAGGCCCCAGUCUGGUUUCAAUGUUCCGGGCUUCGAUGAUUUCCAGAAAGACCCUAUGGCGACUUUGACCAAGGGAUUUGGAUGGUUCGCCUCUACAGUGGGUAAGAGUGCAAAGACCGUCAAUGAUUCGUAUAUCCAGCCCACAGCAAAGACACUAUCGGAGUCCGACUUCGCAGCUCAAGCCCGUAUGCAAGCCGCCAAUCUCGGUCAAAACCUCCAAACUGGUGCUCGCGGUGCUGCAGACCACUUCAACCGUUUCGUCGAAGGGCCCGAUGAAGCUGCCGCCGCCGCAGCCCGAAGACGCCAACAGCAACAAGAGCCCGAACGGAAAGACUUCUGGGAUGACUUCUCCUCGCUCAGUGAGCAAGAGACACACCGCAGAAAUACAUCCAGAUCGAGUGCCAUCGGUACAGCGGCUAUGAGGUCGAACCCAGCCUCUGCGACUCCAACUCCAUCUACUACUGCUACUUCCGCCGGAGCCUCGUCAACGGCUGCGAAGAAGCAGGAUGAUAGUGGGUGGAAUGACGAUUGGUAGUUGCAUUUAUUUCUUUCAUUUUCGCUUUUUCUCAUUGAUUAUGAUAUGAUUACUCUGAAUCAUAAGCAUGUGGUUUCGUUUUCGCUUUUUGCGUCACGCCGGUUUACAUUCGUAUGCAUAGUUUUUUAUGUCCUUUUUUUUUUUUUUUUCACUUUGAUCCAAGGAUUUGAUUGUUGCAUUC